This is a messenger RNA of Owenia fusiformis, 962 nucleotides long. The record is from the annotation of a GenBank genome assembly. Lineage: Eukaryota; Metazoa; Annelida; Polychaeta; Sabellida; Oweniidae.
GUUUAUUUGAGAUACAAAACUUACGAUACCUAAUUCUAUACGAAAAUUCUAUUCAUCUCAUCGAUGGCAAUGCUUUAACAAACCUUCACCCAUUUUCUAAAAUCCUUAUUGAAAACAAUAAGCUGCAAUGUAAUUGUUAUAUGAUGCCAUUUAUAGAAUGGUUACUGAAUCGUCCUGACAGUGAACGGGGUAUUACUGUGAUGCAUGAUGAAUUUUGUGCAGCACCAGAAAAACGAGAACAUGAGAAGAUAAUCAAGGUAAAUAUACCAUGGGUGGAAUGUAAUAGAGAUCUGUUCAUUAAUAGGUGUAUCCUCUGUGGAACUGCUUUGGUGCUAGUCAUUGUCCUUGUAAUUGGAUUGGUAAAGUAUCUUUGGAAGGAUAUCAAAUACAGACAAAUGGUACGAAGAGCUAGAAAACACAAUGGAUACAUUCCUAUAGACGGCUUUGAAAGUGAAAUAUAUGACGCAUUCGUCAGUUACCACCCAGAGAAGAGAAUCUGGGUACAAGAUGUUAUGACGCCUGAAUUAGGAAAAGGAGACUUAGAAUUCACAUUGAUGUAUGACAUUAAUAUUCUUCCCACUGGAAGUGAAUCUUAUUUCAGUGGUAUAUUCACACACAUGGACCGUAGUCGACACGUUAUCUUUCUCGUGACGCGAGGUUGGAUGAAAGAGGGCAUGAAUGAAUUUGAGAUGGAAGCUGCAAUAGAUUUACUUAAACAAAGCAAGAGGCAUACGCUCAUAGUGAUAAUGAUGGAGAACAUACCACAGAAGGAGAUGUCAGAGACUUUGAAACUGAUGGUAAGAAACAACUUCUGUCUGAAGUGGAGUGAGAAUGAGAAAGAACAAAGACAUUUUUGGAGAGAUCUCAAGUUGGAGCUUGGUAAGAAAAAGUACAUGAAUUAACAUUAAUACCAGCGUUCACAAUUAUACGAUGAAUGCAUGAAUGAAUUACUGUCAGUAUGC